AGUGGUCGCGGCGGUAGCGUUGCCAAUGGUGGGGACGGUGGUAACACCCGCAAAGGUGAUGGCGGUAACGGAGGUGCCGGAGGAAUCGCCAAACGCUCCGAUUCCAUCUUCUCCCUUGUAGCCCGCAAGUUCAGCCUCAUCAGCGGUGGGCCUGCUAUCUCUUUCGGCGGCAACUCUCGCGGCGGCGAUGUCGGCGAUGCUGGCAACGGCGGUAACGGUGGCAGGAACGGUGGCUCAGGCGGUGGCUCUGUUAUCAACACCAAGAACUAA
Molecule: messenger RNA, 270 nt
Organism: Bipolaris victoriae FI3
Lineage: Eukaryota; Fungi; Ascomycota; Dothideomycetes; Pleosporales; Pleosporaceae
Exons: 2
Source: RefSeq, a predicted model, not a curated record